This is a messenger RNA of Sphenostylis stenocarpa, 1512 nucleotides long. The record is from the annotation of a GenBank genome assembly. Lineage: Eukaryota; Viridiplantae; Streptophyta; Magnoliopsida; Fabales; Fabaceae.
AUGAGCAAGCAAUUAUUCUACGCGAGCCUUGUGCUAGCUUUCUACCUCUCAUAUCAGUAUGCUCUUGCUCAGACUGAAAAUUCCAAUUUGCCACUCAAAGCUGUGAAUCUUGGAAAUUGGCUCGUUAUUGAGGGGUGGAUGAAACCUGCUCUCUUUGAUGGAAUAGCCAACAAAGAUCUUUUGGAUGGAACUCAAGUGCAGCUAAAGUCUACCAAGUUAGUGAAGUAUCUGUGUGCAGAAAAUGGGGGAGGAAGUAUUGUUGUUGCGAAUCGCACCAAAGCUUCGGGUUGGGAAACUUUCAGGUUGUGGAGAGUCAAUGAAACGGCCUUCAAUUUUAGAGUUUCUAGUAAGCAAUUUGUCAGAUUGACAAAUGAAGAUGAAGGAAACAAUUUAGUGGCUGAUUCUGAUUCACCAAGCGACAAGGAAACAUUUGAGAUUCUGAGGAAUGAUGAUGACCCUAACAAGGUUCGCAUCAGAGCACCAAACGGUCUGUUUUUACAGGCAAUAUCGGAGACUGUGGUAGUAGCAGAUUAUGAAGGAUCCAGUUGGGAUGACAGUGACCCUUCAGUAUUUAAAAUGAAUGUUUUGACAGGAAGCAUUAUAAGAGGGGAAUUCCAAAUUACAAACGGUUAUGGCCCAGACAAAGCUCCCAAAAUCAUGCAGGAUCACUGGAAUACGUAUAUAACUGAAGAUGAUUUCAAAUUCAUGUCAGAAAAUGGCUUAAAUGGUGUCAGAAUUCCCGUGGGGUGGUGGAUAGCUCAAGACCCAACACCACCAAAGCCUUUUGUUGGGGGAUCCUUGGAAGUGCUAGACAAUGCCUUCACAUGGGCAGAAAAGUAUGGCAUUAAGGUAAUUGUGGACCUGCAUGCUGCUCCAGGCUCACAAAAUGGAAAACCUCACAGUGCCUCAAGAGACGGGUAUCUAGAAUGGGGUGAUUCAUACAUAUCUGACACUGUUGCAGCCAUAGACUUCCUAGCAGAAAGAUAUGCGAACAGAUCAGGUCUGGUAGCAAUUGAGCUGAUGAAUGAGCCUCAAGGUGUAAAUUUGGAAAGCCUUAAAAGCUAUUACCAAGCAGGUUAUGAUGCGGUGCGAAAACACACGUCGAGUGCCUAUGUGAUCAUGUCUAACCCUCUGGAUAGAGACUCAAAAGUGCUUUUGUCCUUUGCUGGAGCUUUCGAUAAAGUGGCCAUUGACGUGCACUACUACAACCUCUUUUCGGAUAGGUUCUCCCAUAUGAAUGUGCAGCAGAACAUCGAUUAUAUUAAAAACCAAAGGGCUUCAGAUCUUAGCUCUCUCACGACAUCUAAUGGACCCCUCAUUUUUGUUGGGGAGUGGAGUGGUGAUUGGAAAGUUCCGAGAGCAUCAAAGGAAGAUCAACAAAAGUUUAUGCAAGCCCAAGUGGAGGUAUACUCUGGUGCCAAAUUUGGAUGGGCUUAUUGGGCAUACAAAUGUGACUCUAACUCCUGGAGUAUCAAGUGGAUGAUUGAAAACAAUUAUGUUAAGUUUAACUAG